CACCGCCCGCCGCCCGACCCGUCCAUCUGCACCCAGGAGCAUCCCUUGCAUCGCUCUGACAGCCCCCGACGCGCCGCUGCCUCACGCUCCCGCCUGCCGCCUCCCGCCUCCUGCCUCGCUGCUCGCUGCGCGCUGUUCACGGCACUGCUGGCUCCGCCGCGGGGCGCACGAUGAAGUUCAACCUCUUCCACAUCCUCGGCGACGUGUCGCACACGUCGUCGAAGCUGAUCCUGAUAUGGGCCAUGCACUCCAACAGCAGCUCCGAGGGCGUCUCGCUCAUCACGCAGGCCCUCUACGCCCUCGUCUUCUGCACGCGCUACCUCGACAUCUUCAGCUCCAGCGCCACCCAGGACGCCGAGCACACGUGGAACUUCACCCUCAAGAUCUUCUACACCCUCUCGUCCUUCUACAUCAUCUUCCUGAUGACCAGCGUCUACGCCCGCACCCGCGAGCGCGAGAAGGCCUGGAAGCUCGGCAUGUACUGCCUGCUUGCCGCCCUCGUCGUCGCGCCCUUCUGGUACCUGCUCUUCUCCAGCUAUGUCAUCGGCCGCAGCACCUUCAUGAAGCUGCUGUGGGUCUUCUCCGAGAUCCUGGAGUCGGUCUGCAUCAUCCCGCAGCUGCUGCUGCUCCGCCAGACCACCGUCCCCACCGUCAUCGACUCCUUCUACCUCGUCACCCUCGGCACCUACCGCUUCCUGUACAUUCUCAACUGGAUCGUGCGUGGCGCCAACGAGACCGGCUAUCGCGAUCCCACAAGCUGGGUCUGGGGCACCGUGCAGACAGCCUUGAUGGUCGACUUUGCCUGGGUCUACUACACACGCCAGCGCGUCAAGCUGCGUCAAGGCGGAGUCGUCGACUCGGACGACCUGGGCCGAGGAUGGCUUGUGGGCAGGCUGGCCGGCCUGGGCCGGAAGAGCGCCGACAACUUCGACUACGACGAGGAGUCGGCACACCAGCCAACCACUCCGCAGCAGAACAAGUGGGGAAGGCGAGGCAUCAGUGUGUCUGCCGAUGAGGGUGUGCUGGAUGCCGCGAACCCCAACCGUCGUGUCGACCGAGAUUCCGAGUCCCAACCGCUGGCCGACCCUGCAGCAUUUGAGGACGACGAGAGUGAUGAUGACGCCCCUCCUGCGGUCACGGCAGGCCCGAGUGCUGUCCCUGCCCCAGCCUCUUCGCCCGAGCAUGAGAGUGGCGUCAGAAGGGACGAGUGGGACGAUGACAUUGAUGACGACGCGAAGGCCCACGAUGGCACCGCAAAAUAGCCAGGCAAUGAGUUUGGCAAUCGCACUCUUGUCUUUUUCUGCUUUCGGCGUUGCUGUUGCGUUUUCGCGUGCAGUGGGACCCGAAUGCUGCAGCUAUAUACCAUCCACG
This is a messenger RNA of Boeremia exigua, 1371 nucleotides long. Its product is annotated as ER lumen protein retaining receptor-domain-containing protein. NCBI's taxonomy places the organism in Eukaryota, Fungi, Ascomycota, Dothideomycetes, Pleosporales, Didymellaceae. The record is from RefSeq and is a predicted model, not a curated record. Gene Ontology annotation, biological process: protein retention in ER lumen; endoplasmic reticulum to Golgi vesicle-mediated transport. Gene Ontology annotation, molecular function: ER lumen protein retrieval receptor activity. The transcript has 2 exons. Gene Ontology annotation, cellular component: membrane; endoplasmic reticulum; cis-Golgi network. The coding region runs from base 171 to 1262 and encodes 363 amino acids.